GAAAUUUUCAUGGAGAAUAUUUGAACUGUAUUUAGAUUAAUACAAAUUGCAGUUAAAAAGUUUAAUAUAGAUUUACCAGGGGGCGUGCAGCCCGCUUGCCAAUCAGAUCGCUGCGGAGCGGUCCCGCAGCCAACCCCCGAAGAGCAGCCUGCUGGCUUCCCCAGCGCCCAGGAGUUGGGGAUGUCCUACAAACCUACCACCCCUGCCCCCAGCAGCACCCCUGGCUCCAGCACCCCUGGGCCAGGCACUCCGGUCCCUACAGGAAGCGUCCUGUCGCCGUCGGGCUCAGGGCUGGGAGCCACUGCCCCUUGCAGACCGCUGUUUAAAGACUUUGGACCGCCUACCGUCGGUUGUUUGCAGGCCAUGAAACCACCUGGUGCCCAGGGCUCCCAGAGCACCUACACGGAACUGCUGUUGGUCACAGGGGAGAUGGGCAAAGGGAUCCGGCCCACCUAUGCUGGCAGCAAGAGCGCCGCGGAGCGCCUGAAGAGAGGUAUCAUCCAUCCCUAGUCAGAGUGCCUGGUAGAGACAGAGCGGAACGCCCACACUUAACAGGAAGCUCCUAGGCCUCUGUGUCUGGACUUCAGAGCACCUGCUUCUCCCUGGCCUUCAUCCCUAGUUGCA
Gorilla gorilla gorilla (western lowland gorilla) is the source of this 624-nucleotide messenger RNA. Its product is annotated as cyclin-dependent kinase 2-associated protein 2-like. NCBI's taxonomy places the organism in Eukaryota, Metazoa, Chordata, Mammalia, Primates, Hominidae. The record is from RefSeq and is a predicted model, not a curated record. Bases 181 to 510 code for a protein of 109 amino acids. Gene Ontology annotation, cellular component: microtubule; cytoplasm; nucleus. The transcript has a single exon. Gene Ontology annotation, biological process: regulation of microtubule cytoskeleton organization; negative regulation of G1/S transition of mitotic cell cycle.